Anopheles nili is the source of this 2315-nucleotide messenger RNA. RefSeq names its product transketolase-like protein 2. The record is from RefSeq and is a predicted model, not a curated record. The transcript is spliced from 4 exons. The coding region runs from base 70 to 1953 and encodes 627 amino acids. Lineage: Eukaryota; Metazoa; Arthropoda; Insecta; Diptera; Culicidae. Gene Ontology annotation, molecular function: transketolase activity; thiamine pyrophosphate binding.
CGGCAGCGCACACGUUUCCUUUCACAAAUUGCAAUUUUCUAAAACCCCAGUACCAUUCCAUUAAACAACAUGCCGACCUACCACAAACCGGAAGCCAAAACCAUCCAGGAGCUGAAGGAUAUCGCCCACAAGCUCCGGAUCGAUUCGAUCAACGCAACGCAAGCGUCGAAAUCUGGCCACCCAACAUCAUGCGCUUCGAUCGCGGAAAUCAUGUCGGUGUUGUUCUUCAACACGAUGCGAUACAAAAUCUCUGCUCCACGUGACGCUUCGUCCGAUCGGUUCAUUCUGUCGAAGGGCCACGCGGCCCCGAUCCUGUAUGCGGCCUGGGCCGAGGCUGGACUGUUCCCGGUGGCGGAUCUCAUGAACCUGCGCAAGAUCGACUCCGACCUGGAGGGACAUCCGACGCCGCGGCUUAACUUCAUCGAUGUCGGUACGGGUUCGCUUGGUCAGGGUGUGGCCGUCGCCUGCGGUAUGGCGUAUGUAGGGAAGAACAUUGAUCACGCGGAUUACCGGACGUACGUGCUCGUCGGAGACGGUGAAUCCGCCGAAGGUUCGAUUUGGGAGUCGCUCCAUUUCGCCGGGUACUACAAGUUGAACAACCUGUGCGUCAUCUUCGACGUUAACCGGUUGGGACAGUCGGAACCAACCUCGCUGCAGCACCAGAUGGAAGUGUACCGGAAGCGGCUGGAUGCGUUCGGUUUUAAUGCGAUCGUCGUCGAUGGGCACGAUGUCGAGGAGCUGUGCAAGGCGUUCUUUGAAGCGACCUCAACCACGGACCGCCCGACCGCCAUCAUUGCCAAGACGUACAAGGGCAAACACUUCCCCAACAUCGAGGAUCUUGAGAACUGGCACGGUAAGCCGCUGGGCGAUGCCGCCACGGAUGUCGUUGCGCAUCUGCAGAAGCUGAUUCGUAAUCCGGGCCCGAUCACGGUGGCACCACCAUCCCCGCAGAAGGAGAGCGCCCCGAAAGUCAGCAUCAAGGGCAUUCAGUUGGCCACCCCGCCGGCUUAUCAGAAGGGUGAACAGAUUGCCACGCGGCUAGCAUACGGUACCGCGCUGGCUAAGAUCGCGAUGAACAACGAUCGCGUUAUUGCGCUCGAUGGGGACACGAAGAAUUCCACCUACUCGGACAAACUCCGCAAGGCGUUCCCGGAGCGGUUCAUCGAGUGCUUCAUUGCGGAACAGAACCUGGUGGGUGUUGCGAUCGGAGCGGCUUGUCGCGAUCGUACCGUCGCCUUUGUGUCGACCUUUGCCACGUUCUUCACCCGUGCGUUUGAUCAAAUCCGUAUGGGUGCGAUUUCGCAAACGAACGUCAAUUUUGUGGGCUCGCAUUGUGGUGUCAGCAUCGGCGAGGAUGGUCCGAGCCAGAUGGGUCUUGAAGAUGUUGCCAUGUUCCGCACUAUCCCGGGCAGCACUGUCUUCUAUCCGGCGGAUGCCGUCAGCACGGAACGGGCGGUAGAAAUGGCUGCCAACACUUCCGGUGUGUGCUUCAUUCGUACCUCGCGUCCCAACACCGCCGUCAUCUAUGAUAACAACGAGAAGUUUGAGAUUGGGCAAUGCAAGGUCGUGAAACAGAAUGCCAACGAUUCGGUGCUGCUUAUUGGUGCCGGUAUUACGCUCUACGAAGCGCUUAAAGCUGCCGAGGAGUUGGAAAAGAGCGGCAUCCACUGUCGCGUAAUUGACCCGUUCACCGUUAAACCGUUGGAUAAGGAAGGAAUCAUUCAGAAUGGUACACAAUGUGGAGGCCGCGUGGUUGUGGUUGAGGACCAUUACAAACAAGGUGGUUUGGGUGAGGCCGUAUUGUCUGCCCUUGCAGAACAAAGGAACUUUGUGGUCAAGCAUCUAGCCGUCGAUAAGCUGCCGCGUUCUGGCCCGCCUACCGUCCUAGUCGAUAUGUUUGGCAUCUCGUCCCGUUCCGUUGUGGCUGCAGUGCAUGACAUCAUCAAAAUGUAGAUUCCAUUGCGUAUUCAUCAGCCAGCAUCUACAGGAUGUGGGUCAACAUACAUCCUCCGAAGGAUGGUGCCUUGCGCGAAGUGAGCAGUGUCUCACCGAUCAUGUUGAUCGUGAUUCUCAUUGGUUUUGAUCUUUUUUGUUCUUAUUUUCUCAUAAUAUCUGCUGUUCGCUUUGGGAAUGUGGGUGCUUUUGGGUCGUAUAAUGUGUCUUUAAGUAACAAGGUUACAGCUGUUAAUUCUCUCUUAAAUUUCAUUGUCAUACAUUGCAGAUUGUACUGACCUUUCAUAUCCGUUAGGGGAGAUCCGUUGUCUGUCGAGAGCAUUUGCGCGAUACAUCCGUACAAUAAAAUUGUGACAAAUUCA